Messenger RNA from Juglans regia (Persian walnut), 1144 nucleotides. RefSeq lists its product as uncharacterized. Lineage: Eukaryota; Viridiplantae; Streptophyta; Magnoliopsida; Fagales; Juglandaceae. The record is from RefSeq and is a predicted model, not a curated record. Bases 156 to 641 code for a protein of 161 amino acids. The transcript has a single exon.
GCUACAUUUCACCUCCUUUUUCUUUCUCCCUCUCUGUACUCAUCCUCUGGACAUUGACAACCCACCUCCACUGCUACAGCCAACAACAACAACAACAACCCACAUUUCAUUUCAUUCUCUUCCUUCUUCUUCUUUUAUUCUUCUUAGGCUACAUCAUGAGGACCAUGAUACAGAGCCUUCAAGAUCGAAGCUUUAUACCCAACAUGCCCACAAACCAAGCACUCCCUGUCUCAAAAGUGGACUCCAAAGAACAUGGCCUACGCAGAAGGCUCUCCUCCCUCUCCCUCAAGAUCCAACCCAUUGCUUCCCCUGCAACCUCAUGGGCAUUCCGCAGGUCGAAGUCUCUGUCAUCCAUGGGAGAAUCUGCUGGCAGUUCUGUAAGGAAAUGGUGGGACUGGGGCUGGUCUUGGAUUCUCUCGAGGAAGCCCAUUUUUGCAGAGGAUCUGGAGAUGAACGAGGAAGAAUCCAAGAUGCUUGGUUCUCAUAGCAAAGGUAGCUGGAGUCAUGUUUUUUACAAGGUCAGGUUUGAGAUCAGAAGACUCGUGGGUUCUGAACGUGUGGGUCUUCCUCAAACCUACAGGUACGAUUCCUACAACUACUCCAAGAAUUUCGAAGAUGGAAUCUCGAGAACCCAAGGCUGAGAAAGGUUGGUCAGCAUGAAAUGGGGGUGUUAAAGUUGCAAAAACCUUUGAUGGUAUAAAGGUUCCAGACUCAGAUCAAGACUGGAAUUCUGUAUGGCUUAUAAUUUUUGUACCCUUUUCUUCCCUUGUUAGUGUUUAUCCGUAAAGAUUACUGGGUUGUGAUUAGACAGAACAUUAUGCUACUACGUGGGAUUGUUUGGAAGGCAGUUUAGGAGUGUCUGUUGAUUGCCAAAUUCGUUUUUUGGUAAAAUUACCCUGCAUACUGUGUGCCUGCCUCUGGCGUCAAUAUCAUCAUUCUUUUCAUGUCCAUAAGUUUCAAGCCACUGAUUUGCGGUGCUCAAAAAGGGGAAUUGCAUGCAGGAUUUGCUCGUUUGUUGUUAGUCAAUAUUGUUCCUAUUGUUCAAGUAUUGAUUGCUUAAUUUUGAAGGUUUCCUUGUACAAGACUUGCUCCUCCAUUGUGCAAUGCGAUGUUUAUUAAUAUAAUAAGCUGUUCUUUCCUCCAA